AUGGCUACUAUUACAAAAUUGACAACGUUAGCCAUCCUACUAAGCAGCGCCUACGCUGGGUUCCUGCAUGGACAUUCUCAUGAUAACUUACAUGAUCACUCUCACAAUCUACACCAUGACCUGCAGGAUCACUCUCACCAUGGUUUAGAUGAACAUUCUUAUCAUGAUGACCACUCCCAUCAUGAUUUCAGUCAUGGAUCGGCACCACUGCCUCAUCUAUCAGCACCCAGCGGGUUUGAAGGAUCAUCCAGUUUUUCCCCUAGUUCCUUCCCUGCGGGUUCUCUGCCAUCAGCCUCAUACUCGGGGAGUGGUUUAAUUGGAGGGGGAUCUUUAGGAUACAGCUCGGGCUUCGGAUCAGGUGGUCUUACUGGCGCUAACUUUGGCUCGUCAGGAAGUAUUGGAUCAGGUCUUUCCGGCCAUGGUUUAAGUUCUGGUCUCAGCGGGUCCCUUUUAUCUGGACCUGGUCUAUCAUCUGGAAUAGGCGGAUCUGUAAUAAGCGGAGGUUCUCUACCGGGAGCAGCUUUAUCUGGACUAGUUAAUGGUCACCCAGCCCCACAAGGCCCUAAGGCUCCAGUUAUUGAUGAGAUUCACGGCCUUGCUAACAGCAAUGGUGCGCCAACACAAUACCGAGUACGUGAAGAAACUUACCAAGUAUUCAGAGAUGUCCACCACAGAGUUCCACAGCCUGUACCAGUUCCAGUACCACAUACUGUCCAAAUUCCAGUUCCACAGCCUUACCCGGUCCAAGUACCAGUAGUCAAAAACGUGCCAGUGCCAGUCGUUAAGAUACAACAUGUAAAAAUCGAUAAGCCAGUGCCGUACCCAGUGGAGAAAAUUGUCAAGGUACCAGUUGAGAAGGUAGUAAAAGUACCAGUUGACCACCCAGUUCCCGUUGAGAAGGUUGUGGAAGUACCUAUCGUGAAAUUGAUCAAGGUUCCAGUACAUGUUGUGAAGAAAUACCCAGUUCCUGUAUUCAAGACUGUUCACCACAAAGCCCACCAAAGCCACGGCUGGCAUGGACAUGAGAGUCACGGCCACAGCUAUGGGCAUGGACAUGAGAGUCUCGGCCACAGCUAUGGGCAUGGACAUGAGAGUCUCGGCCUCAGCUAUGGACAUGGUCAUGAUAGUCUCGGCCACAGCUAUGGGAAUGGUCACGAGAGUCUUGGCCUCAGCUAUGGACAUGGACACGAGAGUCUCGGCCACAGCUAUGGGCAUGGACACGAGAGCCUCGGGCUCAGCUAUGGGCAUGGACACGAUAGUCUCGGCGACAGCUAUGGGCAUGGACACGAGAGUCUCGGCCACAGCUAUGGGCAUGGCCAUAGUGUUGGGCAUGGCGAUGAAUACGCUCACGGUCACGGUCACGAUGCAUGGUCUGGGUCUCAAUGGUAA
Pieris macdunnoughi is the source of this 1389-nucleotide messenger RNA. NCBI's taxonomy places the organism in Eukaryota, Metazoa, Arthropoda, Insecta, Lepidoptera, Pieridae. The record is from the annotation of a GenBank genome assembly.